Medioppia subpectinata is the source of this 856-nucleotide messenger RNA. The record is from the annotation of a GenBank genome assembly. NCBI's taxonomy places the organism in Eukaryota, Metazoa, Arthropoda, Arachnida, Sarcoptiformes, Oppiidae.
UUAAAACCUAAUCACACAAUUAUCACCUAAACAGGUCCAGGGCUUCUUCGACAUCCCGGUGGACAACCUACGGGCCUCACCGUUCCUUCUGCAGUACAUUCAGGAACAGAUACCCGACUACCGGAACGCCGUGAUUGUGGCCAAAGACCCGGGUUCGGCCAAAAAGGCCACCUCCUAUGCCGAGCGCUUACGGCUGGGAAUCGCCGUACUUCACGGCGAACAGAAAGAGUCGGACGCCGACGAAGUGGACGGCCGAUACUCACCGCCCAUCGACUCGAUGGCCGCCGGAGGGGCUGUCGGAGGCGGCGGCGGUGGCGGAGAGUCGGUGGUGAAGAUAUUUGACGUGGGUUUGGAUCCGAUGCCCACACAGGCGGCCAAGAAUAAGCCGCCGAUGACAGUGGUGGGCGACGUGGGCGGCCGUAUAGCCAUUAUGGUGGACGAUAUGGUGGAUGACGUGCAACAAUUUGUGGCCGCCGCUGAGGUGUUGAAGGAGAGGGGCGCGUAUAAGAUAUACGUGUUGGCCACCCAUGGGCUGCUCAGUAACGACGCGCCCAGGUUGAUCGAAGAGUCCCAUAUUAACGAGGUGGUGGUCACCAACACAGUUCCACACGAAGUACAGAAAAUGCAAUGCAAUAAAAUCAAGACAAUUGACAUAUCGGUACUGUUGGCCGAAGCCAUACGUCGGAUACACAACAAAGAGUCCAUGUCUUACCUGUUCCGCAAUGUGACGCUUGAGGACUGAUACCCCACCCGUACCCCUAACCCCCUUUGUUCCGCCACCCGUCCCGACACAUGUGUUAUCCAUUUAUAUUAUACACAAACAGAUAUCUAUUGUUUUUUUUCCUAUCACUCGAUC